ACGAUUGGACCUUUACAAGAAAAGGGCAGCAGAGAAAAAGACGAGCAGCUGGUCAGGGACGAAAAAUGGCUCACAGAGAAAGCAAUGGCAGAAAAAUUUUCAUCACAGUGUUGUACAUGGUAGCCAUGUGCAGGGGCGUGCCCAUCACUGACCUGCUUGAUCGAGCCUCUCAGCACUCAGACAAACUACACUCUCUCAGCACGACGCUCACACAUGAGCUAGACUCUCAUUUCCCUCCUCUUGGCCGGAUGGUCUUGCCCCGGCCAUCUGUGUGCCACACAUCCUCACUGCAGACACCCAGCGACAAGGAGCAAGCACUUCAAGUACCUGAUGCGGACUUGCUUUCGCUGGCUCGUUCCCUACUCCAAGCCUGGGUGGACCCACUGGGGGUCCUGUCCAGUUCAGCUUACUCCCUGCCUCACCUGCCCCAAAGUAAAUUACUAAACAAGAUCCAAGAGCUGCAGCAACAGUCCAAGAGCCUAGGAGAUGGUCUGAACAUACUAUCUGGCAAGAUGGACCAAGCGGCUCAGACCAUCUAUUCCCUGCCCUACAGAGGAGGCAACGACAUCGGACAGGACAAGAUAUCCAAACUGAACAAAUUCCAUUUCCUCUUGUCCUGCUUUCGCCGUGAUUCCCAUAAAAUUGACAGUUUUCUCAAAGUCCUCCGGUGUCGGGCUGCAAAAUUGCAACCCCACAUGUGCUAAGCCCCAACGUGCCCAUCUGGAAAACUUAUGUCAAAGCAAAUCUUGUAUUGCAAAGCAGCUCGCGCACAGAUAGAACAUUCUAACAGUAUGCAGCAAGAAUUAGAUUGCUUAUGCUACCUAAUAUGACAAAGCACAGCAUUAUUACAUUAUUAUACAUUUAAAUCUUUUGUAUUGUUUUCUAUCCAGUACUAAUGCUACUUCAUUCAUACUAUUAACAAGGUGUUUAAACAGGGUUUAUUCACACUUAUUGCAGCGCAAGCUUUUUAAGUAGUAUCUCUUUCCUCUACUGGGCUUUGUACCUGUGCUGUGUUUCAUGUGAUAAUGUAUUAAUAAUUGUUAAUAUAUCCAGUAGGUCUGGCGUUGAUAACUGCCCAUAUUUGUAAAUGCAACAAAUAAGUUAGCAAUCAUUCUUUUCCUUCUAAUAAUAAUAUUUGCUACUAGUUUUUACUCAUUGGCCAUCAAUAGAGAAAUGCUAGACUUUACUUUAAUAAUUGAUUUUGUCUCCCAAUUUAAUGCUUUUUGCAAUAUUUGCACUGUAAUGACACUUUUUAAAUGCAUUUUUGAAUGAAAAGGUUUUCAUUAAAUUACGUUUUCUCUUACACAAGCAAAAAUAACUGUACCGGCUCUUUUCAUUCUUCUAUUUUACUGACUCGUAUACUGUUUGUUUUCAAUUUUUUACAUUCUCAUUCAAUACAAACUGAUUAAGGCUUCCCAGCAUACUUUACUACAGGGAACGCCUUGAGAUGUAGUCUAAGCUAAUGUCAGCAUACUGACACCUACGAUGAUAUAUGUGUCUGCUUAAGUUUACAUUUGUGAAAAUUGCAAAAAUGCUAGUAAAAUUAAUUAGUUAAUUUCAGCAUGCCAGCAAUAACAACAUGCUAAUGGUAGCAUGCUAACACCUAGCAUGAGCAAGUGCUAAGUGUUCAUAUACUCUAUCAACCCAUGAAAACAGCUUAAAUAGUCUCUGAUAAUGUACUGAUAAUUGUUAAUAUAUCCAGUAGGUCUGGCGUUGAUAACUGCCCAUAUUUGUAAAUGCAACAAAAAAGUUAGCAAUCAUUCUUUUCCUUGUAAUAAUAACAUUUGCCACUAGUUUUUACUCAUUGGCUAUCAAUAGAAAAAUGCUCCCAAUGUAAUGCACUGUAAUGACACUUUUU
Molecule: messenger RNA, 1858 nt
Organism: Doryrhamphus excisus (bluestripe pipefish)
Lineage: Eukaryota; Metazoa; Chordata; Actinopteri; Syngnathiformes; Syngnathidae
Gene: prl
Product: prolactin
Biological process (GO): positive regulation of cell population proliferation; response to nutrient levels; positive regulation of receptor signaling pathway via JAK-STAT
Cellular component (GO): extracellular region
Molecular function (GO): hormone activity
Source: RefSeq, a predicted model, not a curated record